GGUUCUUUUCAACAACAUGUCGGAAAGUGGUUGUGCAUUGUGAACUAUUAUAAUAUUUAAUCCUUAGUAAAUACUAGUAGAUUUCCUUAAAUAUACCCUUUUUAGUUUAUAAUUAAUGAUUAGCAUUAAUGUAAUAAUUUACAUCCUUAAAAAAUAUGUGGGGCAUCUAACAGGAGUUCACUCAUUGCAUUGCUCGGAAUCAGUACAUUUUGUAGAAGUUCUCUUCUCUCCUGCCUGUUGUUCACCCGGUGACUAGUUAUUCAUAAGAAUUAAGUCACCAGUGAACUUUAAAAUAAAUAAUAUUUUUUCGGAUAACGCUAGCUCACAAGAUGGCCGACUGUUAUUCGUAAGAUAAUGUCUGGUGCGUCUGGUUCAGGGAGUGGAGCGGGACGCGGCCGGGGCUCCAGCACUGUAACAGACAACAAAGAAAAAGAAAAUAAACCCAACCCUAAAAUGUCGAAAGCCCUGGGAACAUCGGCGAAGAGAAUCCAGAAGGAACUAGCAGAGAUCACACUAGACCCCCCUCCGAACUGCAGUGCGGGCCCUAAAGGAGACAAUUUGUAUGAAUGGGUGUCAACUAUUCUCGGGCCUCCUGGAUCAGUAUAUGAAGGAGGUGUUUUCUUCCUCGACAUACAUUUCUCACCAGAAUACCCUUUCAAACCUCCUAAGGUGACAUUCCGGACUAGGAUAUACCACUGUAACAUCAACAGUCAGGGGGUGAUAUGCCUGGACAUACUCAAGGACAACUGGUCCCCUGCACUCACCAUUUCUAAAGUCUUACUAUCUAUUUGUUCCUUGCUCACUGACUGCAAUCCAGCGGACCCGCUGGUGGGCAGCAUCGCGACGCAGUAUCUGCAGAACCGCGAGGAGCACGACCGCAUCGCGCGCCUCUGGACCAAGCGCUACGCGACAUGAUCGCCCGGCCAGGCCCACUCAUACUCAGCCCAUACCAUUCUGUUCUCAAAAUCAACCCUCCACGUUAAUAUAAGCUUAAAAUGUUUAACAGUAACCCGUUUAGCAUAUUUUGCAUAAUUAUCGGCGUCCCGGACGCGACUCCCGACUGUGAAGGUGUGUUUCUUUUAACGGCUUAUUCAUUUCUUUUGCAAUUAAUGUGAUGUAUAAACAAGCUUAAAAUUGUCCAAAACUUUAAUGUAGGCCUUAUUUACUAAAUGAUUUUUUUCUGUUAAUCGUUUCUUAUUGUAUGGAUACAGUAUAAUUUUCUUAUUGAUGAAUUCGUAAUUUUAGGUUUUACCAGUGAAUUUUGAGUCAAUUUUCCGCGAUGAUGCGAUGAUCUCAGACACUUUGUACUGUUACUGCUUAUGUGCUGUCGGACUAUCUCUGGCCGACUUCUAUGUUAUAAAUUAAUAAUAAAUCGUAGAUUAUCUCUAUAA
Messenger RNA from Cydia amplana, 1391 nucleotides. Its product is annotated as ubiquitin-conjugating enzyme E2-24 kDa. The transcript is spliced from 5 exons. The coding region runs from base 355 to 915 and encodes 186 amino acids. The record is from RefSeq and is a predicted model, not a curated record. Gene Ontology annotation, molecular function: ubiquitin conjugating enzyme activity. Gene Ontology annotation, biological process: protein polyubiquitination. Lineage: Eukaryota; Metazoa; Arthropoda; Insecta; Lepidoptera; Tortricidae. Gene Ontology annotation, cellular component: nucleus.